This is a messenger RNA of Physella acuta, 2640 nucleotides long. RefSeq lists its product as uncharacterized. Gene Ontology annotation, molecular function: DNA-binding transcription activator activity, RNA polymerase II-specific; RNA polymerase II cis-regulatory region sequence-specific DNA binding. Gene Ontology annotation, cellular component: nucleus. Lineage: Eukaryota; Metazoa; Mollusca; Gastropoda; Physidae. Gene Ontology annotation, biological process: cell differentiation; positive regulation of transcription by RNA polymerase II. The record is from RefSeq and is a predicted model, not a curated record.
AACGGGUUAAUUAAAGUAGGUCUUGUGCAGUUUUCUUGGAUAAUACAAUAAUUCAAUGGACUAUCUGCGUAAUUGUAUCAAAUAAUUUGAAAACAAAUGGAUAAUUUUCACAUGUUCUAAUUGUGUUUAACAGGUUGAAAACAAAUGGAUAAUUUUCACAUGUUCUGUAAUAAACUACAUCUGAAGCAAAGCUCAUUCAUAUUGCGGUUUGGGUCUGGCUAAAGUUAGCGCCAUGCAGUCGGGAAACAUUUCUGGCGCCCUUCACUUUUCCAACGGUUUUAUUCCGUGUCACCACGACCCCAGGCUAGGUCAGGACCCCAGGCUGAGCCAGGAUCCCAGAUUAAGUCAGUACCCAGCUGAUUGGCGCCCUGUGGCGCCCCCGCGUCCUUUCCCAGACAAUGAUGGCCGGGGUGCCUUAAUCAGGCUUGAGUAUCACGGGCGCCGUGAAAGUGCCAGGGCGCGGAUCAGGCGCCCCAUGAACGCCUUUAUGGUGUGGGCCAAGGAUGAGAGGAAGAAGUUGGCUGGGGAGAAUCCAGACAUUCACAACGCCGAGCUCAGCAAACUUCUGGGUAAAAAAUGGCGGAGUUUGAAACCGGAUCAGAAACAACCUUUUGUAGACGAGGCUGAGAGGAUUCGAGUACAGCAUACCCAAGAUUACCCCGAUUACAAGUAUCGGCCCAGAAGGCGGAAGAACACCAAACGCAUUGGAAGCAAGAAAAGUAGUUCCUCUGCCGACAACCAGCAAGACGAUUCUCCGGGAGCGGAACAUGCCUCUGUAGAGCUAACAACCUCUACGGCCAGAUCGUCGGAACAUUUUUCGCGACAAGUUUAUGUUUCGAAAAAUGCGCCCAACUUACUUUCUGCUACUUCUAUAAAGUCGGACCAUUCAUCCGUUUAUGAAACUAAUUACCACGCAUUUGGAAACAUGCCGAAUUACACUUCAAACAACACAGUGUAUGCCGGGAACGGAUUUAGUGUCCCUACGGAUAACAGCAAGGUGACCUUCUCAAAUAUUCUACGCAAGAUUUCAGCAGAGGUCAUCGACCUUGAUACCGGUUCAUCUAGACACCCCAACUGUACAACAGACAAAACAAACUCUCUAUCUGUGUUCACUCAGUCUUUAGCUUACGUCGAAAAAAGUGGUAACACUAAAUAUCAAAAACUGGCUCAAAACAACAAUCUUCAUACCAAAACGUGCCAAGAUUACGAUUCUCGCGAUUCUCCUCAAAGACACAUGGGAGUCUCGACGAAUGCACAUGAAAGCAUAAAAAUCGAACAUAAUACUCACGCCCCUGUGACCAUAGAAACGGAGCAGGGAAAUGAUAUAGGAAAAACAAACGAACCUUUUACUUGUGCCGACAUUCUGGAGCUGGACCAGUACCUGGAGAAGACAAUCAAGGGCAUGCCGGUUCCUGCCAGCAGACACACGCAAGCGUUUCUACUAUCCACCAGCCCCGGAAGUGCCGCAGAAACUCCAGACACCGCUAAAGUCUUGGAGUAUAGCUUGGCUCUCGAAGCCACGUACGUCAACAGCAGGCGUCAGAUGGAUCUAGAACACGCCUUCAACAACGAUGAGAAACUUUGUCAAAUGGACGCAGAGGCCCAGUCAAGAUAUGGUCAGACUCACCUUCAAAGACCACCCAUGUUAUGCAAUAGCUCGCUUGAGUAUUGUAAAUAUUUUAACAACCAAGAAAACAGACAUAUGCAUGUAUGUGGUGACGUACCGGAAGUGACUAGCUUCAAUGACAUAUCAGGGCCUACCAACGCUAGACGGAGGCCGCAUUACAUCCGACAAACCAACAUAUUUAGCGAGGACGUCACAAUGGAUGACUUUAAGCCUGACUUGCAGUGUGAGCAGUCAGUUGUCAACAGCAGACGAGAAGAGCGCGGAUAUUUCGUCGAGCAGGAUCUGGUCCCGUCGCCAGACUUCCGCAGACCGGAAAAGUCGUCAGGAACUCACGGGUCUUAUGGCGCCAUGGCCGGAGACUGUCAAACAACAUGUGGCGCCCCCAACUUGCAGCAGUUCUCAACCAACUCUGGCACCGUGCAUUUUUCAACCAAACCAAUCAACACGAUGUACAAUGUUGAAAAGGGGACAUUCAACUCCAACCCUUCUUCCAUUUCUGGAAAGGACAGAUCGAUACCACUUGACAGAAUCGAUUCCAACUCAGUCCAGUACCCACACGCCUGGGCCAAUCAUAGCUCUCGUGUCGUCCCGUACAGCACGACGGAUAAUGACGAGCACAGAAUGGCCACGCCCAUGUACGAGUCCGACUCACCGUCCGAUGAUGGGCGUCGAUCACGUGACAGCAGCGGAUGUGGCUCGUGUUAUGACCUGACAUCCCCUGGAAUGCCAGACCUCGCCUACUACAACUCAACUUGCACCAACGACGGAAGUGACGACACGGCUAUUCUAAUUGCCGCACUGACUCAAAAAACUGCGAUAUAAAACCGUGAACUACCAACAUGUAUUUAGAAUGACAUUUUUAAAACUUUAACCCUUAUAUAGUAACAUACCAUUUGCACUUUUUAAAAAGCCUUUAUUAAAGUGUGGAGUUAAUUUUAAAUCGUGUGAUUAAACCCCCACAACUGUUUUACGAUCUAAAAGAUCACAAAAAACGGUUAGUAAAAUAUAAAUAA